GAACGAUGUAUCGUUCAUCGAUUAUGUUUCUAAAAUAUCAAUGACUAAGCUCAUGCGUGAUCGAUUCGCGUUCCCCAUUGCAUUUCAGAAACAUGGCUGCUUCCGCCAAGAAAGGGAAGAAAUCCAAGGGAAAAGUUGUGUCGUUGAGUGAAUUCCUCUCUGAAGACCAUGGAGGUUCCAGGUCUGGAGAAGCUGUCGUUAUGGCACCGUCGAAAAGCAGCUGGGCUGAUGAAAUGGAAGAUGAGGCAAUUUACAAGGAGAAGCUGUUGUUGCCCACUGCACCACGAGCGGCCAGAGGAUCAGACAUUGACGAGUCUAGGAUACCCAACAACGCCCCUUACACAGCUUAUAUAGCCAAUCUACCUUACGAUAUUGAAGUGGAGGAUGUAUCCAAGUUCUUCCAUGGACUUUCUGUCAAAUCUGUCCGUUUGCCAAGAGAAGGUGGAGAUGGUGGCAGAUUGAGAGGCUUUGGUUAUGCUGAAUUUGAGACAAGGCAAGAUUUGGUUGAUGCCCUAACAAUGAACGAAUUGAUGAUUAAAAACCGAAAAAUCCGCGUAGACAUUGCUAGUGGUGCGGAUGGUGAACAAGAGCAGGGCGCUGGAGGUAUGGGAAGAGGCCGUGGCCGUCCUUCACGCAAUGACGAGGAAAGGGAAGAUCGGACUCCAUCUGAUUGGCGAAACGCACCACGAGAGGCACCUCCGCCAGGCCAAGAUCGUGGAGGCUUUAGGGGAGGUGAUCGAGGUGGAGACAGGAUGGAUCGAGAACCUGCGGGCGAACGGUAUUCGUCUUCAUUCAAUCCGAGGGAACGUGCACCUGGUUCAGGUCUUUCAUCUGAAAGGAGUUCGUUUGGUCCAAGGAGAGACGGUCCGUCCAGUUCGUUCGGUGGUCGCGAUGGUCCGUCAAGCUCAUACGGCGGACGUGACCGUGAUGGUCCAUCCUCAUAUGGCCGUGAUCGUGAUGGUCCUUCCUCAUACGGCCGAGAUCGUGAUGGUCCGUCCUCAUAUGGCCGGGAUCGUGAUGGUCCAUCCUCGUAUGGGCGAGACAGAGACGGCCCAUCAUCGUUUAGUCGCGGACGGGACGGUCCUUCCUCUUUUGGUCGUGAUAGAGAGGGUGCCUCUUUCAACAGAGAUGAAAUGAGGAGUGAACGCCCAAGCGCUGGAGAACCGGCCAAGGAAAGGCCAAAGUUAUCCCUGAAACCUCGUACAGUCCCGUUAGAGGAAGGUAGUGGUCCCGAGGCCGCAUCAGCGGUUGCGGCACCCGUUGAGCGACCAGAAACUGCUGCUGCCACUUCAGCGUCCAUUUUCGGUGCAGCCAAACCAGUCGAUACAGCGGCCCGCGAGCGCGCAAUCGAAGAACGGCUCAAAGAAAAGCAAAUGAAGGAACGGGAACCUCCUAUUCGCGGACGAGAAACUGAUCGCCAGGAUGACAGAAAUCAACGUGAUGGAUCCCAUUGCAGUGGUGGCCGUUCUUCGGAACGUCCCAGCGGAGGGCGCGGGCGCUCUAGCGAGGGAGAAAAAACAGAUGAUCGGCGUGACUAUCGUACCGAAGGCGAUCAAGACCACCGACGUCCACGCGAUGGACCUGGUUACUCAGGAGAUUCAAGGCCAGCCCCUAGAGAUGGUGAUUACCGACCACCACAAAGGUCGACAGCCAAUCCGAAUGAAUACCGGCCACCAGUUGGAGGCAGGGGAAGCAGCGGAGGUGGAAGCAAUGAGUACCGUCCUCCUCGAACAGGUGGAGGUGUAGGUCGUGAUAGCGAUCGUGAUUAUCGUGGACCAGCUCCUGCCAGAGAUGGCGAUUAUCGACCACCGAGAGGCGACGAUUCACGAAGAGAGAAUGGUUUAUCGCGCGGCGGAGGAGGAGGAGGAUCUGGAGCUUAUCGUCCUCCAAACGGAUCGUCCCGUGGAUCUGGUCCUAAUGAGAGUAGCAGGACGCGUAGCCGAGAUGAUCAUGAAGGAGAUAGACGCCAUGCUGCUUCCUAUGGUAAUGAAUCCGACGAAGCUAGCCGUCUUCGAAGAUUGGAAGAGCCCAAGGCACCCGUAUUUGAAAAUCGAAACAAGUUUGCCUUCCUGAGGGCGGAAGAUGAAGGUGCUGAAUCAGAUAGCCGAGAUGAUUAAUUAAAGAAAACAAAAACAAAAGAUCAGUUGAAUGACUACACCAGAAAAAAAAACGCAAAACAACUAGAAUAACGACGCAAUUUUUUAGCACUAUUUUUGUAAUUCUUCUUACAAUCUCCCCCCUUCUCUAUUUUCCGGGAGCGCUUUUCUUUCUCUCGUCUCCUGUCAAGCGCAGGCAGUUUUCAAAUGUCUUCUCCCACCUGGCGUUUGAAAACUGAAAUCUUUAUCGAAUGUGUCUUUCCCUCGUCCCGAUUAGACAACGGAAUUGGGGAGAGGGAAAAUUAAAAGAUUUUUUUUUUCUUUUUUGGGAUAGAAAAAAAUGACAAGAGAAUAAAAACAAGAAGGAACCAAUUUUUAUUUGGGAGGGGGUGGAUUAUUAAUUUCAUUUUGUGAGUUGUUGACAUUUACUCGAAAACGAGAAAGAAAAGAAAGUCGUGUGAAAACGGUAAGUUGAAUUGUUUGUAUGUUUUCUAAAAAUGAGAAGAAAUUAAAGAAAAGCAAAUUUUUUUGUUCUGUGAGAAAACCAAACAAAAGAGAUCCAAAAUGGUGACGACGUGUUUCGAGAUAAAAAUACAAAUGAGCCAUUCGAAUAAUUA
This is a messenger RNA of Daphnia carinata, 2713 nucleotides long. RefSeq names its product eukaryotic translation initiation factor 4B-like (gene eIF4B). The record is from RefSeq and is a predicted model, not a curated record. NCBI's taxonomy places the organism in Eukaryota, Metazoa, Arthropoda, Branchiopoda, Diplostraca, Daphniidae. The transcript is spliced from 11 exons. Gene Ontology annotation, molecular function: RNA binding. Bases 93 to 2117 code for a protein of 674 amino acids.